Messenger RNA from Scomber japonicus (chub mackerel), 1619 nucleotides. It is a transcript of the gene ndufs2, whose product is annotated as NADH:ubiquinone oxidoreductase core subunit S2. The record is from RefSeq and is a predicted model, not a curated record. The transcript has 14 exons. Gene Ontology annotation, molecular function: NAD binding; quinone binding; NADH dehydrogenase (ubiquinone) activity. Bases 26 to 1426 code for a protein of 466 amino acids. NCBI's taxonomy places the organism in Eukaryota, Metazoa, Chordata, Actinopteri, Scombriformes, Scombridae. Gene Ontology annotation, biological process: mitochondrial electron transport, NADH to ubiquinone.
UGGCCAGCCUUGCCUAACAGCCAAGAUGGCUGCUACAAUGUUGAGGUCGCUUUCCAAAAUAGGACGUCCUUCAACAAAAUUAAUAUUAAAUAAUCAUUUACUGGGCCCUGGAUGCACUGUCCUGCAACACAGGCAGAAGCAAUGGCAGCCAGAUGUGGAGUGGACAGAGCAGUUUGCUGGGGCAGUGAUGUACCCCACUGCUGUCAAUGAGAAAUGGAGCCCACCCCCAUGGAAUGACAAAGAUGCUCCCGCAGAGAAGGAUGUGUCCAACCUGACCAUCAACUUCGGUCCCCAGCACCCUGCUGCUCACGGAGUGCUGCGUCUUGUGAUGGAGCUCAGUGGAGAGUCUGUCAAGAAAUGCGACCCCCACAUCGGCCUGCUUCACCGUGGCACGGAGAAACUCAUCGAGUACAAGACCUACUUGCAGGCCCUUCCCUACUUUGACCGUCUUGACUAUGUGUCAAUGAUGUGCAAUGAGCAGGCCUACUCUCUGGCUGUGGAGAAGCUGCUUAACAUCAAGGCUCCGCCCCGUGCAGAAUGGAUCAGAGUGUUGUACGGAGAGUUGACUCGCAUCCUCAACCACAUCAUGGCCAUCACCACGCACGCGCUCGACAUCGGCGCCAUGACACCCUUCUUCUGGAUGUUCGAGGAGAGAGAGAAGAUGUUUGAGUUUUAUGAGCGAGUGUCUGGAGCCAGAAUGCACGCUGCAUACGUCAGACCUGGAGGUGUUCAUCAGGAUAUGCCCCUUGGCCUGAUGGACGACAUCUACGAGUGGUGCAAGAACUUCUCCAUCAGAAUCGAUGAAGUGGAAGAGAUGUUGACCAAUAAUCGUAUCUGGAAGAAUCGUACCGUGGACAUUGGGAUCGUUACCGCAGAGGAGGCUCUCAACUACGGAUUCAGCGGAGUGAUGUUGAGAGGAUCUGGCAUCAAGUGGGACCUGAGGAAGUCUCAGCCAUAUGACAAGUAUGACGAGGUGGACUUUGACAUCCCGAUUGGAAGCAAUGGAGACUGCUAUGACAGGUAUCUCUGCAGAGUAGAGGAGAUGAGGCAGUCCUUAAGGAUCAUGCACCAGGCCCUCAACAUGAUGCCAGAAGGAGAGAUUAAGGUGGACGACGCCAAGGUGGCUCCACCCAAGAGGUCUGAGAUGAAGAUGUCCAUGGAGUCUCUGAUCCACCAUUUUAAACUGUACACAGAGGGCUACCAGGUCCCUCCAGGGGCCACAUACACAGCUGUGGAGGCACCCAAGGGAGAGUUCGGUGUUUAUUUGGUAUCAGACGGCUCCAGCAGACCCUAUCGCUGCAAGAUCAAAGCUCCCGGAUUCGCUCACUUGGCCGGUCUGGAUAAAAUGGCUAAAGGACACAUGCUCGCUGAUGUAGUGGCCAUUAUUGGCACACAGGACAUAGUGUUUGGCGAGGUUGACCGUUAAUGUGAUGCUGCUAAUGUGUCACUUCCCUCACGAGGAGAAUUUCAUUCACUCCUUCACACAUCUGUUAGUCAGGUCUUCUUCCUGUUCACUAUUUGCUGUAGUGAGGCUUUUGACAGACAGAAAAAACUCUUGCUUGUAAUCAUUGAUGUACAAUGCCCAAAUAAUCCUAAUAAAUAUUUUAUGACCCAACUAC